CGCUAUGCAGUGCAGCGACACACACACAAAAUUGGUUUGGACUCUUAAUUAUUGCCUCAUUGAAUGGACAUCGAAAUUUGUGCCACAAUGUCAUUUGCUGUCGAAUACAGUAAUUGCAGCAGGUAAUUUCCUGAGGAAGACCAGUAAUGAGGAUGUAUACCUGUGUGUGCUGCACGGACUUGAACGCAUUGUGGUUAUCAGCAACGUCAGUCACUCCUCUGGCGGUCCCGCCGUGAACACUGCAACUGGUAUAUCGGGCAUUGUAACGCCAGUGCUGCGCAAUAAAAUUGAAAAGUUAGCAUUGGAAUUGGUUAAAUUGGAAAAUGAAAGAUUUUCAAUACCGGCGCUGCAGCUGCUACUUUCCUGCAUGUAUGUGGGUUCAGCUAAACAACUGGAAAAUACAGAGCUCUCCAAUGGCAUUGUCCAAGACGAACCGGAGAUAAUCGCCCAACAGACCGAUAAAGUUGAUAUACUUCUACAUUGUAUUAAAUCAUCAACGCGUGAUGCCGCUUGGAUUUAUGGACAAGUGUUGUGCCAAAUUAUACGUGAUUUAGUGCCACCGAAUGAAAUAUUGACGAAGGUCAUAAAAGAGUUUCUAGCCAUAAAUCAACCGCAUUGCGAUGUUAUUGCAAUGAUUGUGUAUCAGGUUUUCCGUUGCGCCAUCGAUUCGACGUUCUUGCAAAUGUUGCAAGACUGGCUCAUAUGCUCGUUGCCAACUUUUCUGGCCUUACCUGAACAAAAAGGUGUCUGGUGUCUGAGCGUCAUCUUUUUAUCCGCUUCCAUAAAUCUGCAUUUGAUUAAACUAUUUCCGGUGCUGCUAAGCACCGGUGCCGCAGCAGUUGCAGCAGCAGCGGCAGCGGCAGCGGAUUCAUCAACUGCCACUGGAGGCAUCAUAGGCGGCUGUGACGUUGGAGAUGCUGGCGAAGUUGGUGGUGGUGCGGGUGUCAUCGGUGGGGCGUCUCAUAAAUUGGGUCAACAUGAAAUUGCAUUGUUCGUGACAGCUGCUGUAGAUUUUCAUGCGAAAUUGAGUGCGGAGCAGCGGAUGCGUUUCCGUGAUGCCUUUGAGAAAUUCCACAAGCAACCGGUUUAUGCCAAGCUGUUACAGAGUAUCUGAUUUAGCAACGCGCAGUGUUAGUAGCAAAAUGAGUGGUUUUCGUUGUUGUAGCAGUAAUAUACGUUUUAGGCGCUCGUAGUGUGGGUGUACUGGGGUGAUUUACUUAGCCGGUGGGGCGGAUAGGUGUGCUCUUGCUGCUGGGCUGUUGGCAGCGUAGAUGGCAUCACUUAUUGGUCGAUAUACAUAGAACACACACUUAUACAUAAGCAAGCGGUAGCAUAGUUAAAGGAUGCUAAGCCAAAGGUGUGCAAACGGGGUAAUUUGCUGUUGGUUAUGUUUUUAUUUAUGUUCGGUUGAUGAGCUCCACCGUUGAUUUAUGAGGUCACUGCUAAGUGACUAAAUUCUGCAGUUGUUGCGGGCCGUGCGGGAGCUGAGGCGGGUUGCAGAGUGGUCACAAAAUGGUACAGUUUAAAAUUGAAUUGAGUUAAUGCGAUUGCCAAAUAGUUUUGAGAUUGCAUUUUAAGGAUUUAUCUUUUGCCAAAGUAAUUCUUGGUUUUUCGAUCCUUUUUUUGUUGGCUAAGAAUCAUUCAAGUUUAGCC
This is a messenger RNA of Rhagoletis zephyria (snowberry fruit fly), 1653 nucleotides long. Its product is annotated as huntingtin-like. Lineage: Eukaryota; Metazoa; Arthropoda; Insecta; Diptera; Tephritidae. The record is from RefSeq and is a predicted model, not a curated record. Gene Ontology annotation, cellular component: cytoplasm.